Molecule: messenger RNA, 1297 nt
Organism: Hermetia illucens (black soldier fly)
Lineage: Eukaryota; Metazoa; Arthropoda; Insecta; Diptera; Stratiomyidae
Gene: Ttc1
Product: tetratricopeptide repeat protein 1
Exons: 2
Coding region: 136-990 (284 amino acids)
Molecular function (GO): protein binding
Source: RefSeq, a predicted model, not a curated record
AAUGACAUAUUGGUUGUCAGCUCAUACCUGUCAGGAGAGGUCGCGAAAUUUUUGGCUUCCGGAUUAAAAUAGUGAUUCACGGACAAUUCCCAGACUAACUUUCAGUCAAAGUGUCACUAUAUAUUCUCCAUAAAAAUGUCCUUAAAGUCAGAUGGCAGAGAUAACGUGUCAGGUGACGAGGAGGAAUUCCGAGAUGCUUGUUCUCGAACAAACGAGGAGAUUGUGGAUGAACUGGUGAACGAGCAAUUGAAAAAUUUGUCAGUGCAAAGUGACGACGAGAAACUUAAGGAUUUGGCAAAUGGGGUGAGGAACGACGAGCCUACAACAUCAAGAUUAAACCAUAGCGACGAGGAGGAACACGAGGAUUUUGCUGAUUGCAUCGAUGAUAUCAUAGACGAUGAAGGUCUAAAGGAAGCGGAACGUGAUCUUACCGAUGAGCAGAAAAAGGAAAACAAAGAAAAGGCAGAUAAACUGAAGGAGCAGGGAAAUGAGCUUUUCAAGGACGGGGACUACAUCAAGGCUUCAGAGUUGUACACGACUGCGUUGAUGUUGUGCCCGGUGGAGAGCUACCCCAAUGAACGUGCGAUUCUCUAUGGAAAUCGGGCAGCUGCUAAGAUGAAGCUGAAUUCGAACAAGGCAGCGAUUGAGGAUUGCACGAAAGCGUUACUGUUUAAUCCGAAUUAUAUGAAGGCACUGAUAAGACGUGCUAAACUCUAUGAAGAUACCGACAAGCUAGAUGAAAGCUUAGAAGACUACAAAAAAAUCCAAAAAUUAGAUCCAUCAAAUCAGGAGGCAGGACAAGCACUAAUUCGUCUAUCCGAGGCAAUUAACGAACGAAAUGAGAAGCUCAAAACGGAAAUGCUAGGGAAAUUGAAAGAUCUAGGAAACAUGAUAUUGAAGCCUUUCGGACUAUCAACAAAUAAUUUCCAAAUGCAACAGGAUCCCUCGACCGGAUCAUACUCAAUUAAUUUCAAUCAAAAUCCGCAGUGACAGGUGGCAUGUGGGGCUUGAUUCCGUGUGCAGGAUACAUUUUCAGUGAAUCUGUAUAAUUGGCUACUAAACUGUAUCUCGGAUUUGUGUAGAUAUGAAUGAACAAACAGAAAUUAGGGAGUUUUAUAUAAUAUUAUCAGAUUAUAAAGUAUUUUUCCAUAUAGAACUUUUUUAUUGUGUCUCGUUUAAGAUGAUGCUGCUCGUGUUCCAUAACAGAUAGACGAUAUGCUUUUUGUUGUUGCAAGCGACUGUUGUAGAUGUAUAAAAUGUUGAAUGCAUGAAAAAUAAACAUAACAAUCCGGAAUUA